GAAAAUAUCUGAAUGUUGCGUACAAAACCACGAUGAUUUAUCGAACUAAAUGUAUAAUGGUGGGCCGAAUAAAUCUGAAGGUUUAUUUUCACACUGCCACCCCUACACCCCUAACAUCCACAUAACUCAAUAUAAAUGUACUUUCCAUUUUUAGCAAGUAGACCUCCAUCCUUGGCAAAUUCUUCUGCAAAAAUGAGUUCAAUUCUGGGGCGAUGUUUCUCUCUUUUAGCAAUAUACUUGGCCAUGACUCAAGUAUGCUUGGGAAGUCCAAACUCGGUGGAAAAAGUGCAGUUAGAUUUUUACUAUGAAAGCUUGUGUCCUUACUGUGCUGACUUUAUCACCAAAGAACUUCCCAUCAUCUUUGACAAUGGGUUGAUUGAUAUUGUUAAUCUUCGCCUUAUUCCUUGGGGAAACGCUAGGAUCAGUACAAGCAACUCCUUUGAUUGCCAGCAUGGUUCUACUGAAUGCUUAUUUAAUUCUGUUGAAGCUUGUGCAAUUGCUGCUUGGCCUAAUCCGAAAGACCACUUCCCAUUUAUUACUUGUGUUGAGAAUCAAGUUUCCAAAGGCGAGUACAACCAAUGGGAAACUUGUUUCAAGAAGUUGGGUUUGGAUCCAAAUCCUGUUACUAGUUGUUACAAAAGUCAAUCUGGCAAAAAGCUUCAGAAAAACUACGCAGCCCUAACUGAUGCACUCCAACCUCAUCAUGAAUAUGUGCCUUGGGUAGUUGUGGCAGGAGAACCCCUUCGUCAGGACAAUAAUAACUUUAUAAGUUAUAUCUGCAAAGCUUACGAAGGAGAUCCACCUAGUGCUUGCCAGGAAGCAUCCCUUGCAAGUAUUUUCAAAGAGAAGAUUGCUCAUGUCUUUUGUCCUGUGUCUAGGGGAUGAAACUUAUUCGAACAAUAUCCAACACAAUCCAAACAAUAUUACUAAUUCGAAUUCGAAUUCGAAUUUUUAAUAAAAUUUGGAUUAAACGGACUUAAUACUUUACAAUUUCGGAUUUUUUUGAUCAAUUUUUUUUAAAAAAAAAAAAAUCUGAUCAAAUUGGAUUAAGGGUGUUUGGCUUCUAUUCAGCCAAACAACAUUUAUGGAUAAUUAAUACUCUUUGAAAGUUGUAAUUUGUUGAUUUUAUAUUAUAAGACGACUGAGAUGGUUACGUUGA
Spinacia oleracea (spinach) is the source of this 1159-nucleotide messenger RNA. RefSeq names its product gamma-interferon-responsive lysosomal thiol protein. Lineage: Eukaryota; Viridiplantae; Streptophyta; Magnoliopsida; Caryophyllales; Amaranthaceae. Gene Ontology annotation, molecular function: oxidoreductase activity, acting on a sulfur group of donors, disulfide as acceptor. The record is from RefSeq and is a predicted model, not a curated record. The transcript has 5 exons. Bases 136 to 885 code for a protein of 249 amino acids.